AGUGUCUUCGAGGGUUGCAAUGGUGGUACACGCGUAAGUAGAAUUUUCUGGGAAUAAACUUUCCGAUACAAUCAAUGAAGAGGUCAGAAAGCCAUGGAUAUCAUCAAUGGACCAGACUUCGUGUACAGCAGGAUCUGCCUCAGGCCAUUCGGGCUUUGGCCGUUUCAGGACCCCAAGAGCAAACUCAUAUCUCGUGUCAUCACCCUGAUGGCCGUCUCGACCGUUUUGAUACCUCACAUCAUGAAGACGUAUGAGUUUCGAAACGACUUUCACAUCUUGCUAAUGUGCAUCCCGAGUCUGCUGUACUAUGCGCAUUAUAUAACCAAGUUCCUCUAUAUCGCCUUCCGCGAAGAAAAGUUUAGAAACGUAUUGGAGCGCAUAAAGGAUGACUUCGUGACGUUCAGAGGUGAGAGUCUAAAUCACCUUACCAACUAUUCGGAGGAGGCCAGAAAAUUUAACACCUUCUACAUGAUGUACCUGUGCUCGACGGUGGUCAUCUACAACGUCACAGCUUUCAUACCUCACAUGCUGGACUUCGUUUUUCCUUUGGAAAAUGCUACUCGACCGCGUCACGCCGCCCGGCUCGUCAAGUACAACAUUCACCAAAUCGACAACAAUUUUUACUUCGUGCUGAUACACGGGAUGAUUUUCGACGUCGUAGCCAUCGCCAUAAUCAUCGGGUUCGAUGCGUUGUUCAUCAAUUGCGCUCAACAUGCCUGUGCUCUCUUCAAGAUUGUCGUCGUGGAAUUGCGCAAGUCUACUAAAUUGGAUGAAAAAAUGAGCAAUUCUGCAUCUGAUUUGGUUACGUUGCAGUGUCGUCAAGACAUCUUCUACGCGAAGCUCGUCAGGACCAUCAUCGCCCACAAGCACGCUAUAGAGUUUACGGACAAUUUGGAGUCAACUUACGCCUUGGUCAACUUCCUCAUGAUCGGCAUAGCCGUUGCGACGAUAACGUUGACGGAGUUUGAGACAAUCGUUCACGUCAACGAAGUUGACAUAAUGUGCCGAUUCGCAUUUUUCUCCGGUGGCGAGCUGAUCAGCAUGCUUUAUCAGAAUUGGCCUGGACAGAGGAUUAAGGAUCACAGCUUGCGCGUUCAUGCGUCAUGCUUCGAAUGCGAAUGGUACAGGGAGGAUGUAUCUUACAAGAGUAAGAGAUUGCUGAUGUUUAUGAUGUUGAAAAGUGAGGUACCAAGUGCCUUGACGGCGGGAAAAUUGUUUAUUCUAGAUCUACAGAAUUACGUCAAAAUCUUUAAGGCAUCGCUCUCCUAUUUCGCGUUCCUAUCAUCAGUCGCUAAAGUGUCCUCAAACUGAAUACGUAACUACUUGUUCGAUAAUAUAUUUAUUUUGUAAUGCUAUUUUGAAAUAAUUAUAUUUUUAUAACACAUACAUAAAAAAUACCAUUAACGACGCUUAUAAAUUGGAGCAAAAACAGAGUUGUCUGAGAACAAAAUAAAAUGUAAUAUUUAUAAAACGUCUAUAACAAAAUGUAUAGACAGUCACAAAAAAUGUCUCAACAGUGGGUUCCUUAUACUUUACAGUCGAGCGUUAAUAGAAUUCUCGGCGGCGAGCAAAAACUGUUA
This is a messenger RNA of Nasonia vitripennis (jewel wasp), 1580 nucleotides long. RefSeq names its product odorant receptor 194 (gene Or194). NCBI's taxonomy places the organism in Eukaryota, Metazoa, Arthropoda, Insecta, Hymenoptera, Pteromalidae. Bases 94 to 1311 code for a protein of 405 amino acids. Gene Ontology annotation, cellular component: plasma membrane. The transcript has 9 exons. Gene Ontology annotation, molecular function: olfactory receptor activity; odorant binding. Gene Ontology annotation, biological process: sensory perception of smell; detection of chemical stimulus involved in sensory perception of smell. The record is from RefSeq and is a predicted model, not a curated record.